Naegleria fowleri is the source of this 591-nucleotide messenger RNA. RefSeq lists its product as uncharacterized. The transcript has a single exon. The record is from RefSeq and is a predicted model, not a curated record. Bases 1 to 591 code for a protein of 196 amino acids. NCBI's taxonomy places the organism in Eukaryota, Heterolobosea, Eutetramitea, Acrasida, Naegleriidae.
AUGAAAUUAUCCUUGUUCCUGGUCGUGGCUUUAAGUACCACCUUAUUGUUGGCUCUCUUUACUCGAGACUCUCUCCAACAACAAUACCAAAUGCGUUCACUCUAUCAAGGCACUACCUGUUCGGGAGCUCCAUUCCGUGUUGUUACUCAAAAGAUCACCUCUCAAUGUAAUGCCACUGAUUCUUGCACCAAAUACACUGCUGAACCAAGUGUUUUGUCAUAUACUCAAUCCUGUCCUACUGCUUUCCCAAAUCAAGCCAAUGUCAAGGGUGAAAUUUAUAUCAAUACUUAUUCAGAUGCUUCUUGCAGUGCUGCAUCGUUGAGUUCCUAUGAGGUUUAUCUCAUCAACACUUGUAUGACUUCGAAUGUGAUUUUUGGACCAAAUGCCAAGAGUGCCAAGUAUGUGAAUUGUGAGAAGUUGGUCUUGUAUGAGGACGACCAAUGCCAAACUGUUUCAGCUGAAGAUCCAGUCGUGUUGAAUACUUGCAAUACCCAAAAGAAGACUUAUCGAUGUGGAGCAGCAGCCGAUAAGAUUUCAAGCUCUUUGGUUGUGUUGGUCGUUUUGAUGAUUUUGGGAUUGUUCAUGAUGUAA